This is a messenger RNA of Aethalodelphis obliquidens (Pacific white-sided dolphin), 5864 nucleotides long. RefSeq names its product calcium responsive transcription factor (gene CARF). Gene Ontology annotation, cellular component: nucleus. Bases 2438 to 4603 code for a protein of 721 amino acids. The transcript has 17 exons. NCBI's taxonomy places the organism in Eukaryota, Metazoa, Chordata, Mammalia, Artiodactyla, Delphinidae. The record is from RefSeq and is a predicted model, not a curated record. Gene Ontology annotation, biological process: regulation of transcription by RNA polymerase II. Gene Ontology annotation, molecular function: DNA-binding transcription factor activity, RNA polymerase II-specific; RNA polymerase II cis-regulatory region sequence-specific DNA binding.
GAUUAAUUCAUUUUUAACUAUCAUUAAUUUGAAAUUUAUCAAAAUAAGAAAAUACUGUACCUGAUAUUCAAUACAGGUUGAUCCUAAUUCGAAUGGAAAAAUUUUCUAUGAUCAGUAAGAUACAGAACUUAAAUAUGUGCUUAAUAAGAUAAAACUUCAAUUUACAAAGCAGAAAUGUUGAAUUCACUAAAAUACUCUUCAUUUGACUGAGACCUUUAGUUAAGGGAAAAUUAGUUAACAAGCAUUCCAAGAUACCUGAACACCUAGUAUGAUGGCUUUGGUGUUUUUUCAACAGUGGCUUAUGUGUUGUAUUUCGUGUUCCCUCUAUGUAAUACCUAAGAGUAAUUAGUAUUUUUACUCUGAGUGUUUUUCUUAACUUUGCUUAGAAUAUUAACUUCAAGCUUUUGGUUCUAGUGAUUUCCUACAUGAUUCAUUUACUAGGUUUCUUACGAAGACGCAUUAUCUGGAGAACUACAGCUUGGAAAAUGUUUCUCUUUAUUGUAGGUUUUUUUUUUCUGUAUGUAAUGGCAUGGUGUAGUAUGAUAUAAAGACAGUGUGUGGGCUUUGGAGUCCUAAUUGGUUUUGGUGAUUUUUUCCUACUUAGUUUUGAAUCUGAGCUCUAAUGUUCUGUGAUCUUAACCAAGUUACUAGACAGCUUUGGUUUUCUUAUCUAUAAAUAGAUAAUAAGCUCUACCUUAGAGUCAUUGUGAGGAUUAAAUGAAAUAAUUUGUAAAUCCCUCAAAGAGCAAAGAGGUAAAAAGAGGUAUGUAUGUACAGGGUAAGAAAUGGGUAGAAACCAAGAUUGCAGGGAAGUUUAUAGAGAGGGCAAACCUUAGAUAAAGGAAAAGAGACAUUGUGAACACUAGCUUAAAAUUUUUUUCACUGAAAAAUGAAAAGUUGAAAUAGAUUGUUUAUAUAUAUUUGCAUACAUUUAACAUUUUGAUGUUGAUUUAACUAACACAAUACAACUUGCAAAACCCAUCUUUUAAGAAAUAAAUUACUCUAUAAAAUAUUUGUGAAUUAGGAGUCUUCAUUUAAUUUUUGACACCACUGAUUCAUAGCAAUUUUGUAUACAUCAUAGAAGGAACAUUGUGUUGUUUACCUACCCUAAAAGAUGAGGGAAAUUUUAUUUUCUAAAGUACUUUUGAGCAGUAUUUUUUAAUGUAGUUAAUAAGGUCAGACACUGAUUUUAAAUAUAAGAUUUCAAUAUCCUUUAAAUCUUGAGACAUUAACCAAAGUGCCUAGAAUUAAGAGAAACUCUAAACUUCAAGUGGCUUCAUCCUUCAGUUAGCCUGUUUGGGGAUUUACUCUUAGAUUAUUGGUUUUAACAGAUUAAUUUUACCACACAAAAGUCUAUCGGGAAAACUAAAAAAAGAAAAAAUCAAAUAUUAAGACAGUUUUUAAGAAAUUACAGCUGAGAAUUACCUUUAAUGUUUUGAACAAAUAGAUUUGCUGUUGAACAAAAUCAAAAAACAGCAGUAGCCCCAACUUGUUCUACAGAGAUUUGAGUAACUACAGCCUGACUAGUGUGUUCCCCUCUGCCAUGUGUUCAAUAUGUAUAAACAAUAAAAGCCCUUUUUUGCUAUAAAUUAAAACAUUGAACUUCUAAUUCUUCCUAAUCUUUGCUUUAGGUAUAAGGUAAAAUUCACUUUUUAAAAUGUGAUGUGAAACAUUCUAGAAAGCAGUUUGCCAGCAAAAUUUAAUGGCCUUAGUAUGUUUUCUGAACUCCAAUUAUUACUAACCCUCUGGGUUAUAUAUUUAAUGCUUUCUCUUUUCUUUCUGUUCUCUUUAUCCAAUCCCAAUACUACUUAAGAAAUAAGCUUAUCAAUUUAAUUCUAGGAUUUUAUAGGGGAUGGGAUAUGAGGAGGGAAGCCCUUAUUUUCAAGCUUCUGUGGCUCCAAAAUAUGUUCAGUUAGUAAAUAUUUUCAUUGUGGAGAAAAAUGCAAUUUACUGUGGACGUUUUUGUUUCUGUAGUAGUUACAGAAUGGGAGAGUUGAAACAAGGCCUUAGUCCAAAUCCCCAACACCGGUUAAGUCACCAACCCCUGGACACAUGCAGUCUUCCAUAAAGACAGUCCUAGUCUUUACUUCACUUUAACCGAGUCAAUUGCUGGGUAAACUAUACCAGGCUGGUAAUGGCUAUUUUAUAGUAAAACCUGCAGAACAAAAUCUAGUAGCUUGCUUUAUGUGUUGGAAAAUAAAUAUACAUUGAAUACCUUCUCAUUACAGAAAAAAUGCUGCUGUGAAGACAUAGUUAUAGCUUUCACAUAACUGAAGCCCCAACCAUCAUGAUUUAGUGCCCCCCAAAGGAAGAACUUCAGUGGAAAAGAGAGGGCAUUUCUGGGGAUAGUAGAAUGCUUGAGACCUGAAUUUAAACUCAAGCUCCUUCAUGAAGGUAUUAAAUAAUAGAAGAAAAUGGAAUUGAAUAUGAUACCAGCAUGGAACAGUCUGUUGAUUCAUUAAGAGUCAACCAUAAUGAUUCCGAAGAGUCAAAAACCGAUUCUCAGCAUCUAAGCUGUAUGGACUCCAGUGAGCCUUCUUUUGGACAAGAUGGUUCCCCUAGAGUUUUACCCAUUACUACUGCAGUGGAUAAUUCACUCACAUCACAGAAUAUACCAGGGCCCCUGACUCAGACGCAGACUCUUUCUGCAGAGCAAUUCCACCUAGUGGACCAAAAUGGGCAACCUAUUCAAUAUGAGCUUCAGUCAUUGGGGGAUUCUAAUGAGCAAAUGAUGAUUGUUGCCAGCCCAUCAGAAAAUGGACAGGUGCUGCGUGUAAUUCCAUCUACCCAGACAGGAACGACACAAGUGAUUGUACCUCAGGGGCAGCUUGUGGAUGUGAAUAGUCCUCAGGAUGUCUCUGAAGAGAAACCCAGUGACGGAAACUUACCAACUGUAAGAGUGGAUUCUCUAGCAGACAAUAACAGUAGUUACAUUCUUCAUCCACAUGCAUCCCUCACAUUGCCCAAAAAGACAGUGACCAGAAUACUUGAAGAACCCUUUUUGGCUCCACUCCAGUCACUUUCUUCUAACACACCUAUAUGGGCCUGUCGUCUUAGGAGCUGUGAGAAAAUUGGAGAUUCAUACCGUGGCUACUGUGUAAGUGAGACUGAAUUAGAAAGUGUCCUAACAUUUCACAAGCAGCAAACACAGAGUGUUUGGGGGACCCGCCAAUCUCCAAGCCCAGCCAAGCCAGCUACACGCUUGAUGUGGAAAUCCCAGUAUGUCCCAUAUGAUGGAAUCCCAUUUGUCAAUGCAGGGAGUAGAGCUGUGGUAAUGGAGUGUCAGUAUGGGCCAAGAAGAAAAGGUUUCCAGUUAAAAAAAAUCAGUGAGCAGGAAAGCAGGUCUUGUCAGCUCUACAAAGCUACUUGUCCAGCCCGGAUUUACAUUAAAAAGGUACAGAAAUUUCCUGAAUAUAGAGUUCCUACAGACCCCAAAAUUGACAGGAAAAUAAUCCGAAUGGAGCAGGAAAAAGCCUUUAACAUGCUAAAGAAGAACUUGGUAGAUGCUGGUGGUGUUCUUAGGUGGUAUGUACAGUUACCUACUCAGCAAGCUCAUCAGUAUCACGAAUUAGAGACUCCCUGCCUCCCUUUAUCACCUUCCCCUUUUCCUAUGUCUUCUCUUGAAGAAGAGGAAGCUGCAGUUAGAGAUGAGAACUGUACAUUACCCUCACGUCUACAUCCUCAAGUAGCACAUAAAAUUCAAGAACUAGUAUCACAGGGAAUACAACAAGUGUAUGCAGUAAGGAAACAGCUAAGAAAAUUUGUGGAAAGGGAACUGUUCAAACCUGAUGAGAUACCUGAAAGACAUAAUUUAUCCUUUUUUCCAACUGUAAAUGAUAUAAAAAAUCACAUCCAUGAGGUACAGAAAUCCUUGAGAAAUGGAGAUAAUGUAUAUAACUCAGAGAUUAUUCCAGCAACGCUUCAAUGGACUACAGGUAGUGGGAAUAUUCUCAGAGAGACUGUGACAGUUACACUUGCAGAAGGAAAUUCACAAGGAGAAGCAAUUUCCAGCAAAGUGGAAACAAAUCAGACAAGGGGUUCUUUGUCUCCAGAGCCAGCGCACUUGCUCUCCUCACUUUCUUCAUUUCAGCCAAAAAUAUUCACACAACUACAGGGUUUGCAGUUGCAACCAAGAUUCACAUCUUCUGAUGGAUCACCAGCUCUGAUAUCAGUAAAUAAUCACCCCUCCUCCAGUCCUUCAAGACUUCUGGAUUCAGUAGGAAGUGCUGUAAUGAAUAAUAAUUCUCUGCUGCUUGGCCAAACUCAUUGCCUUCAAACAGAUACAUGCCUAACCCAAAACAAUAGUAUUUCCUCUACCAUGGGUAACCUUCCAGGACCCGAUCAAAAUCUGGUUGCAGUGGAUCAGCUGGUGGAAGUUGGAGAUGUUGAGGAUACAGAGAAUCUGGAAGGAAAUGUUCAUCGGAUUCUGCUGGGAAAUGUUCAGACCAUUCCAAUACAGAUUAUAGACAGCCACCCAGCUCUUAUUGAAGAAAGUCCAGAAGGUACCAUUUCUGUGAACCAAGUUAAGCAAGAACCCAAAGAACCAGCAUUAUCUAUGGAAGCAAAAAAAAAAUUGGACUGUAAGAAAUUGUCUGCUACAUAAAUUAUUGAAGCUUUUCAGAAUUUACAACUCUGGUGACUUCUGAUGUCAUAAAAAAGAAGGUAGGAACUGGAACUAUCAAUAUUUUCAUGACCAUAGAAUAUCUUACUCUCUCUCCAGAGGGGGACUGCAUCGUCUCUUCCCCAUCAACUGAUUAGGCUUUAGACAUCUUAAAUAGUGUAUUAUUUUUAUCUAAAUAUCUGUAAUUCUACUCAUUUAACAUAAUGGUAAUGGCAAAGCCUAGUAUACUUUUGCCACAUACAUGUUAGCUAUGAAUUCUGUUGCUGAAUAAUAUAACAUCCAUUGCCGACUGAAUUCUAAAAACUUAAGGAAUUAACUCAGAAUUUUUAAAAAAUCACAUUUGUUAAUGAACCCUAAAUUGAUUCAUGAGAAAAAUAAACUGUAUGAUUAAUAUGGAAAACCUUUGAGAAUGUGAUAUGGGUGUAAGAGUGCAGGGGAGAUGUUGCUUAAUGGUACAAACCUGCAACUAGUAGAUACAUAAUUCCUGGAGAUCUGAUGUACUGCAUGGUGAUUAUAGUCAACAAUACUGUAUUAUAAACAUCAAAGUUGCUCAGAGACUAGAUCUUAAUUGUUCUCACUACAAAAAAGAAAUAAUAAUUAUGUGACAUGAUAGAGGUGUUAGCUAAAGCUACAGUGGUAAUCAUAUCGCAAUAUAUAAAUUAUCGAGUUAACACAUUGUACACCUUAAAUGUUAUAUGUCAAUUAUAUCUCAAUUAUCAAAAGAAUUCUAAAACCAGAGGAGAGAAUGGGAGUUAGAUACCAGCAGAGUUUUAAUUUUUAAAUAUCUCUAUUUAAGUAUAUAAUUGACAUAAAAUAAACUGCACAUAUUUAUAGUAUACAAUUUGGUAAGUUUUGAUGUAUGUAUAUGUCUAUGGAACCAUCACCACAGUCAAAUAAGGAACAUAUCUAUCACCCCCAGAAGAUUCCUGGUGCCCCUUUGUAAUCCAUUCCCACUUCUUCCUGCCUCCACCCUUACCCCACCAUCCCUAAACAACUACUGAAUUGCUUUCUGUCACUAGAGGUCAAUUUAUUAUGUCUACAAUUUUAUAAAAAUGAAAUUGUAUAGUAUGAGCCUUUUUAAAAUCUGACUUUUGUCACUCAGCAUAUUAUUCUGAGAUUCAUCUAUGUCACAAGAUGUAUGACUAGUUCAUUCCUUUUUACUGUUGAGUAGUAUUCCAUUGUAUGAAUAUACCAUAAUUUGUUUAUCCAUUCAGCUGUUGAUGGGCAUUGGGUUAUUUACGUU